Molecule: messenger RNA, 564 nt
Organism: Cannabis sativa
Lineage: Eukaryota; Viridiplantae; Streptophyta; Magnoliopsida; Rosales; Cannabaceae
Exons: 2
Coding region: 1-564 (187 amino acids)
Source: RefSeq, a predicted model, not a curated record
AUGAAGACGAAGGCUGAAUUUGGUGGGCUUCUAGUCGGACUCAAAGAUGAGGUCGCCUUCUCGGUUCUUCACUUUUUGUGGAGAGCUUGUUCGGGUUGUCUUCCUACGAAGGUACAACUUAGCACUAAACAUGUGAAUGUCGAUCUCAUAUGUCCUUUAUGCAAUGUCUAUUAUGAGACGAUUUUUCAUGUGCUUAUUGGGUGUCGUUUUGCCCAAGCCUGCUGGCACCUCUCGACUGCUGCAAUUGCUGCUGUUGUGGAUGAUUUCAGCAGCUGGUUUUUCAAUCUUUUGGACAGCAAUCAAGCUGAGGUGGUUGUCGACGCCGCAAUGAUUUCAUGGAGCAUUUGGAAGACACGAAACGAAGUCUUCUGGCAAAAGAAAACCAGCACUGCGUUGAGAGUAGUUCAGUCAGCUAAGAAGGUCCUUGAUCAAUGGCGAGUUGCAAACAAGAACACAACAACCUCUUUUGGUACUGGUGUACUUUCUAACAGCAACAUUUGGAGCAAACUAAUGGGUGGAAAGAUCAAGGUAAAUGUUGACGGUGCUAUCUUUAAAGCUCAAUAA